GUAGCUCCAGCCUACGCGGAGGUAGACAGUUCGAGCUGUGCCACCGUCCACCUGUACGAAGCCGCUGCUCAUCUGCGACCUCCACUCGGUCUCUCCUGUCACCAUGGACGAUUCUUCAGAGCAGUCCCACUGGGUGUCUCCAUCUCUGCUCAGCUCAGACCCUCUGGCCAGUUUCUCCUCUGAUCCCGGCCUGCUGCCUCCAGGAGAGGAGGCUGAGCCCUUCUUCACCGGCCAAGACACCGACUACACCAGCCUGCCCUCUUUCUUCUCCAACCCGAGCCACGGCCGAGCUCCAUCCACCUACAGACACAGCUCGGUUCGGCAGGUGUUCACCUCACCGAGUCUCCUGAGCAACUUCCAGCUGCUGGACGUACCGCCCACCUACUCCCUGAGCUCCCCCUACAACCCUCCGGCCUCCACCUGGAGCAGCAGCCCCCUGACCAAGACCUCGCUGCACUCGCACAACCCGACCUCCCUGUACACCCCUGGAGUGUCCUCCUCCUUCACCAACUCCAGAGAUGGGUACUCGUCUCCAAGCAGAGAGGGCAGGGAGGAAAGUCCCCGGCUUCAGGAGGCCCUGAAGGCGGAGCGUCUGAGCCCGCUGGGUGGGUCGGGGGCAGGCAGCAGCUUUCUGAACCUGACUCCUGCGGCUGGGAGUGUGUACACUCCGACAUCCCACUCUCACAUGCUGGGCCCCUACAGCUCAUACAUGGGCGGCCCGCAGGAUUACGGCUCUGCUUCUCUCUACUCCAGCCCCGGAGCAUGGAUCAGCCCGUCGUACUCCCCCAAACUCCGCAACAAGAUGAGGAUAUCCACUCCAGAGGCCAGAGAGUGCGUCAACUGUGGAGCCACAGCUACCCCUCUGUGGCGCCGGGAUGGUACAGGCCACUACCUGUGUAAUGCCUGUGGACUGUACCACAAGAUGAACGGCCAGAACAGACCUCUAAUCCGGCCCAAGAAGAGACUGAUUGUCAGCAAGCGUGCAGGAACCCUGUGCGCCAACUGCCACACGAGCACAACAACACUGUGGAGACGCAACGCCAGCGGAGAGCCUGUGUGCAACGCCUGUGGACUCUACUACAAACUGCACAACGUGAACCGGCCUCUCACCAUGAAGAAGGACGGCAUUCAGACACGCAACAGAAAAGUCUCCAACAAGAACAAGAAGAGCAAGAAGGCCGCCUUGCUGGAGCCGUACUCGGAGGUGACCCAGCCCACCUCCCUGGACGACAACGGCGGGCCCUUUUCUCUCGGCCCCGGGACUCUGCUGACCUACAGCCACAUGCCUCACCUCGUCCCCACGCCGUCCCCCCUGCACCCCUCUGCCAGUUUACCCUACACACACCACCUCAACACUGGCAUGGUGCCCACACUGGUGUGACGUGACAGAUCAGGCACUUGCAUACACUCAGGAAUCAGCACACUCGCUCGCUUGCUUGUUUGCCAGUUUGUUUGUUUUUUUUACAUGGAUUUGUACAUAUGUGAUUCUACACUGGAUUUCUUUUUGUUCUCACUGUAUUUUAUUAGAAAACAUAUUUUGUUCAUAUUGUCUUUAUUAGGCCACUUGUUUGAAGUCCGAUAAAUCACUCCGCUGAGGUUUGCUGCACUUGUAAACACACUGAUAGGGGAAUUCUUACAGCUGUAAAUACAAACAGGAAUCUGAUUUGACUGCGUGACGAACACCUCCUUUGUUGUCGAAAAUGUGAAACCUUACUUUAGCUUUGCGUUUGGUGGGUCUGUUUUGUAUUUGCAUAAGUGAUAUUACAAUAUUAAAACUCUACCGUGAAAAUAAUAAAAUGAGUUUUGUGACUUA
Stegastes partitus (bicolor damselfish) is the source of this 1813-nucleotide messenger RNA. RefSeq names its product GATA binding protein 1a (gene gata1a). The record is from RefSeq and is a predicted model, not a curated record. Gene Ontology annotation, cellular component: nucleus. Gene Ontology annotation, molecular function: zinc ion binding; DNA-binding transcription factor activity, RNA polymerase II-specific; RNA polymerase II cis-regulatory region sequence-specific DNA binding. Lineage: Eukaryota; Metazoa; Chordata; Actinopteri; Pomacentridae. Gene Ontology annotation, biological process: positive regulation of transcription by RNA polymerase II; cell fate commitment; negative regulation of transcription by RNA polymerase II. Bases 104 to 1381 code for a protein of 425 amino acids. The transcript has 6 exons.